This is a messenger RNA of Vicia villosa (hairy vetch), 1137 nucleotides long. Its product is annotated as protein E6-like. Lineage: Eukaryota; Viridiplantae; Streptophyta; Magnoliopsida; Fabales; Fabaceae. The coding region runs from base 62 to 841 and encodes 259 amino acids. The record is from RefSeq and is a predicted model, not a curated record. The transcript has a single exon.
CUCACACUUUUGCAUCACUAAACCUACUCCCAUAAACCAAACCCAUCUCCCCUCUUCCACCAUGUCUCCAUCACCAAACUACAUUCCUCUCCUUCUCUUCACAACCCUCUUGCUACCUCUACACACCAUAGCCAGAGACAGUGAAUUUUUCAGCAAAGUCACUCAUUUCAACAAAGAAACACAAAUUCCCAACAAAGAAGAAUCAACAACACCAGCCACAAACAAACCAGAAGACCAACAGCCAUCUUUCAUCCCUCAAACCGAAAACAGCUAUGGCUUAUACGGCCAUGAACCCGACCACCUUCCCACCACCACCGCCGCAACGAACUCCGAGUUCGAAAACAACAACAAGUACUACAACAAUGAUGCCUAUAACACAAAGUUUUACAACAAGGAUCCUUUUGCAAACAACCAAAAUGAGUUGAGUGACACGAAGUACAAUGAACAACAAGGUUACAUGAAUUACAACUCCAUGAUGGAAAAACAAAACAACAACGAAAGACCAUUCCACAACAACAACAACAACAACUAUUACAAUGUUGAGAAACAAGGGAUGAGUGACACAAGAUUCUUGGAAGGUGGAAAGUAUUUCCAUGAUAUUUACAGUGAGAAGUACAACCCAACAAUGUAUGGCGAUUCAUCUUCUAGAGGAGUCAACACAAACAAUUGGUACCACCACACAGGUAACAGCUAUAACUCUGACAACAAUGGUAACAACAACGGUUACAACAACGGUUACAACAACAAUGGGUACUACCAGAAUAAUAACCAUGGAAGCUACAAUGGAUACAAGAACCAUGUGAAUCAGUUUGAAGAUGAACAAAAUGAGUUUGAGCCAUGAGGAUUUUGGUUUGGGAUCAUUAGCAAAGUGAAGAAUUCAUUUUACUUUUUGAAGUGUUUGUUUGUUGGGAGUGUUUUCUAUGUUUUAUUUUACUAAGCUAAUUUGGAUUAAAAAAACAUAAAGGUGAUUAAAGAAUAUAUAUAAGUUAAUUAAUUAUAUUAUUAAAGUUUUUUUUUACUUUAGUUGUAUUUUUAUAUAUAUUGUCUUGGUUCUGGUAUUGCAAUGUUUUAUCAUGAAGUACAAGACAUGUUGUUUGAAAUAAUAAUUAACGUGAAAUGAUUAUUUGUUUGUUUUUU